This is a messenger RNA of Cheilinus undulatus (humphead wrasse), 2372 nucleotides long. RefSeq names its product coagulation factor C homolog, cochlin (Limulus polyphemus) (gene coch). Lineage: Eukaryota; Metazoa; Chordata; Actinopteri; Labriformes; Labridae. Bases 84 to 1745 code for a protein of 553 amino acids. The transcript is spliced from 15 exons. The record is from RefSeq and is a predicted model, not a curated record.
UCAGCUCCCUGCUGCUGCUUCCAGGGAAUAACCGGAGCGUUUUUAGUGACAGACGGAGCUGCAGGACCACGAACAGUGCAGAAAUGACUCAGCUUUAUCAACUCCUGUCUCUAACAGGCCUUUUCGUCCUGAUCUCUUCUACUUUUGGUGAAGAAUCAAACGUGCCGUACCCGGUGACCUGUGUGACCCGUGGGGCCGACCUGGUGGAGGACGGUCUGGUGGUUUUGUGUCCUCCUGGUUGUACCCAGUGGAGAGUGUCCGUGUUUGGAACUGUGAUCUACGCCGCCGUCUCCUCCGUCUGUGGCGCCGCCGUCCACAGGGGGGUCCUGGGUCCCUCCGGUGGUCCCGUCAGGGUCCACAAACUUCACGGACGUUACAACUACCGGAGCUCCUACUCCAACGGCAUCCAAUCCCAGGGCCUGACCCAGUGGACCGCCUCCUUCAGCGUCACCAAACCAGUGAGCUCUCCUCUGGAGCUGACCAGUGAAACCAGUACCACUGCUCUGCCUCCGGCUGAACAACCAGCAAAGAAGCCGCUGAAGAAGCCAUCAGUGAAGAAAGCUCUGACAGGAGGAAAUAAAGACUGUCAGAUGGACAUUGCCGUGGUGAUCGACAGCAGCAACAACAUCGGGCAGCGGCGCUUCAACCUGCAGAAAAACUUUGUCACUAAACUGGCGGCCAUGUUGAGAGUUGGGCCGAUGGGACCACAUGUAGGACUGGUCCAGGCCAGUGAUUCUCCGAGGACAGAGUUCUUACUGACCAACUACACUCAGCCUAAAGAGCUGCUGUUCGCCAUAAAGGAGGUGGCGUACCUGGGAGGAGACACCAACACAGGUAAAGCCAUCAUGCACACAGCAGAGUCCUUCUUCACCCAGGAGAACGGAGGGAGGCGGGGCCACCCUCGGGUCAUGAUGGUGCUGAUCGACGGUUGGCCCUCUGACGACCUGGAGCAGGCGGCCAUGUUGGCGAGAGAGUCGGGCAUCAACGUGUUCCUGGUGUCUGUGGCCAAACCGGCUCCUGAGGAGCUCAGCAUGGUGCGGGACAAGGAGUUCAUGAAGAAGGCCGUGUGUAAAGACAACGGUUUCUUCAGUUACCUGAUCUCCAGCUGGUUCAGCACCACCAAGCACGUCAAACCUCUGACUCAGAGGAUCUGCUCUCUGGACGGCCUGCUCUGCAGUAAAACCUGCUACAACUCCGUGAACAUCGGCUUCCUCAUCGAUGGGUCCUCCAGCGUUGGAGACGGAAACUUCCGGCUGGUUCUGGACUUCCUGGCAGGAAUCGCCCGGAGCUUUGACAUCUCUGACGUUGGCGCUCGAAUCGGUGCGGUUCAGUUCACCUACGACCAGAGGAUGGAGUUCGGCCUGUACGACCACCACACCAAAGACGACGCCAUCAACGCUCUGAGGAGUAUCCCGUACAUGAGCGGAGGAACGGCCACCGGAGCCGCCAUCACCUACGCCACGCAGAACCUGUUCAGGCGGGCGGGACCGGGACGCAACUUCCUCAUCGUGGUGACAGACGGCCAAUCAUACGAUGACGUCACUCGUCCGGCGAUGGCUGCUCACAAACAGAGUAUCACCAUUUUCUCAGUGGGCGUGGCCUGGGCGCCCCAGGAUGACCUCAGGUUGAUGUCAUCAGAGCCUAAAGAAAGCCACACCUUCUUCACUCGGGAGUUCACCGGACUGGGAGAGUUCAUCCCACAACUGGUCCGAGGGAUCUGCAGAGACUUCACGGAGAAUAACUGAGGAAAUACACACACACACACACACAACAGCACACACUCACUAAUCUAAACUCUAAAAAGACUCCAGUAAAACCGCCCUUAUCUGAGCUUAGAUCAGGUUUAACUCCUCUUUUACCGGGGCCUGGUUGUAAUGCAGACUUCUACCAGUAGGUGGCUGUAGCGCUUUAGAAUUUGGAAAAUGACAUUAAAGAAGAAGAAAACAGAAACAUUCACAGAUACAGCAGAGAAACUCAAACAGAAACUCAUUUUAUCUCUGAGUAUCGAUUUUUAUGUUAUUUAAAAGUAGCCCUAGAGCCAGAGUCGGUUUUCUUGUUUUUAAUUUUGUGUUUUCAACAAAACUUCCUAAAAGAGUCGAAACUGCACAGAAAAUGACGAUGCUGCAAAAACGGAAUCAAAACCAAACAGGUGUAUUUGUCAAAUUUUCUAUCAAAAUUUGGAUUUUGAAUAAUUCAAGUCCAUAAUUAGUGCAUACAUUUAAAAUAGUGAUAAACUGCACGUUUCAUCUCCCCUUAGAGCUGACUUUGGUUAACCCCUGUGCCCUCCUCAGGCAUUUUUGCCCAUUUUUCUCAACUUUUUUAAUUUGUGAUCAUUUUGUCAGUUUUACAGCUCAUAGCAUGAAUUUUUACAG